CUAGAAAAACAGAACAAAAUUUUACAAAACUAAAAAAAACGAAAAAAAAAAACAUCAUUUGGUGAUUAAAUUACUUGUCAGGAAAUCUAAACCGAUUUUAGAAUGGAAGCCGAAGCCGAAGAGUGUAAGGCACUUGUCAUCAAGAUGGCCCAGAAGAACAAGGAGACGCAGACCAUGAAAAUGGGUUCCAACAACUGGUUCGCUCAGGUCGCUGCCUUUCCGACUGUGGGACCACGCUACACCGGCCACCCCUUGGCGGCUAUCCAGGCAUUCGUUCCCCGUCAACCAUCGUCUUCGUGCCAGUUCUACAUGAACCGCGAGCAGGAGCUCUAUCGCCGGGCUUGCCGCAUGAAGGGAAUCGGUCUCGGCUGCUUGCAGCUGCGCGAGGACUAUUUGGUGAAGCCAUCCGCUGAAAAGAUGCCCCAGGACUCGUACCGCUACACACUGGAGGAGAUGAAGAGCCUCAACCCCUAUCGUUUAGUCGAUAUCGAAGACUAAGCCGACACAGCCACACUAUACAUAAACAAAGAUUAACGGGCCACAACACUACAAUGUACAUAUGAUUGCUCCUUACACAGCACAUGCACAGCACAGCAGAGCACAGCACCAAAUAAAAAGUACAAGAUGUAUCGUU
This is a messenger RNA of Drosophila subobscura, 634 nucleotides long. RefSeq lists its product as uncharacterized. The transcript has 2 exons. The record is from RefSeq and is a predicted model, not a curated record. Bases 103 to 498 code for a protein of 131 amino acids. NCBI's taxonomy places the organism in Eukaryota, Metazoa, Arthropoda, Insecta, Diptera, Drosophilidae.